UGCCGGGUGCGGGAAGCGGGCAGCGACGGCCCUGCGAGCGGAGGGGAAGGCGAGUGGGAGCGGGGCCCGGUGGGGAGAGACCCGUGUCUGCCUCUUCGCUGCUCCCACGUGCCGCCCCCAUGGCAACGAUCUACUCCGGCAUUUACCUGAAGCUGAAAAGCUCCAAGACUUCUUGGGAGGACAAACUCAAACUAGCCCGGUUCGCGUGGGUUUCUCACCAGUGCGUCCUGCCUAAUAAGGAGCAAGUUUUACUUGAUUGGGUAAGCCGUGCAUUGGUUUCCAACUACAACAAGAAACUUGAACUGGAGGAUGAAGUUGUUGAAAAACUCUGGGCAUAUCUUGACAAUGUUAUUCAUAGUAAAAGACUACAGGAUCUCUUAAAGAGUGGGAAGACAGUUGGUCUGAGUUUUCCAAUUGCACAGGUCAUAAACAAAAGGUUAUCAGAGGCCUGUUCUGACAAAACCAAGCGGAACAUUAGCACAUUGCUGAGCUGCUCCAGUGGCAUCCUUUCUACUCCUUCACUGUCCAUCAUAUACACAGCAAAGUGUGAGCUUUUGGUUGAUCUCCUCAGCAAGCUGUCCAAGCUGGCAUGUCAGCAGCUGGCUUCUGACGAUGCUGUCAGCUCCCAGUUGUUCAGCGUCCUCCAGCUUACCUUUGCUCAGUACUUACUGAUCCAGAGGCAGCAACCCAACCCAAGACUUGUGUUUGGGCAAGUAACAAGUCAGUUGCUCCAGCCAUGUUUGCUCCUGAGGCACUUGCUGACUGUGAGGAGCUGGACACAAGCAGAUGACAGCCACGUGCGCCAGCAUCUGAGCAGAGAAAUACAAAGCCAAAUAGAAACUUUGCUGCAGGUUGGGUUAUUUCAGCCUGAGCUUUUUUCAUCCUACAAAGAAGAGCUGCUACCAGAACAGGAUCCCCAGGAGAAGAAGAAAGGAGGAUUGAAAACUCUUUUGCUGCCAGCCAACACAAUGCAGACCAAGCUGGGCAGUGACUUGUGUGAGCCUGCCCUUCAUGGAGUGGUUGUGGCUAGUUCAGUGUCCCUGCUAUAUAAGCUCUUUCUGGACUCAUACUGUAAGGCAGAAAACUACCUUGUGUGUUUCCACAUGCUCAGCAGGCUUUUUGGCUGUCUCAGGCUCUCUGACCUGCAAGAGGCAGGGAGGAGCGAUAUGCUUUCCCCUGUGGAUUGGAACACAGAGCUGCUUGCUCUGGAGCAGCUUCUGAGCUUGGUGCUCAGCAAUGAUAUCUAUAAUGUCGCCAGUGACCGUAUCCGGCACAAAGAGGUGCAGUUUCAGUUUUACCGGAAGCUGGCACAGAUGCUGCUGACACACUCCCAAGCUUCCAUCCCUGCUUGGUUCAGGUGUCUCAAACUCUUGAUGUCAUUAAAUCACCUUAUUGUAGAGCCAGACCUGGAUGACUUGGUGUCAUCAGCUUGGAUUGAUGCUGAGGCCUCUGAACCACAUACAAAGAAGCCGCAGGAGGCUCUCAUCAACACCAUAUUCCAGACCUACUCCAAGCUGAGGCAGUUCCCACGGCUCUUUGAAGAAGUGCUGACAGUCAUUUGCCGGCCAGCUGUUGAUGAACUGAGGCCGCCUGUCUUCUCUGCUGGCCUGACAGUAAAGCUUCAUGAGUGCCUUCUUGAACUGCCACCCAACCAGAUUCUGGACAUUCUCUGUCUGUUUGUGGAGAAAUGCCAGACCCUUAUCAUUCCAGCUGUUGAAGGGUCAAUUGACAUGGCCUUGAAGCUGAUGUCAGUGUGCUCCGUGCUGCAUGCUUUUCUGUUCAACAUGAGGAGCCUAGAUGAUGUCACUCCUUCCCCUGUGGUGCUUCGCACUCAGCGUUUGAUGGCAAGCAUACAGAAGGGAAUAACUCAGCCACUGAUGGAGCUGCUGCAGGCUCGUAGGAGAAAGGAAGAAAAGUCAGAGCUUUGGCUAAGAAAGGCCAGUGAUGCUGCUCUCCUCCUCAUUUACACUUGGGUUGAGGUAGACACUCUGUUUGGUGUUAGCUGCAGUAAGUAUGUCUCUCCAACAGCUGAAAUUGCUGUUACUGAACCUGCUGCAAGGCACUGGGACAUUUCAGCUCUUCUUCCUGGUGUGAAGGAGCAGUGCUGGAGGAGAGUUACAGAACUUGCAAGUGGUUUUGCCUCCACUAGUAAAUACUGCUUAGAACUGCUCACACUUCAGAAAAUGAAGAUGAUGUUACUGCAGGCUGAAGCUGACCUACAGGCCUUGCAGCAUGCUGCAGCUUUCAUCCUGGAGUCUGGAAGAUCCGCCAUGAGCAGAGGAGAAUCUGAACUUUGGGAUGGAGAUAUCAGCGCGAUAACUGAACUUAGCUACCCCACAGCACACUGGCAUCUUGUCAUGUCCAACCUGACCAUCCUGUUACCCUAUACUUCCUUAAAAGAUGUAGAGUACCUUGCAAAAGUGCUUCUAGAGACGUUGAUGUUGGCUGAAGCUCAGGAAGCUGCCAUGGACCAGGAGCCUUCCAUCAGCAUUGGAAAGAUAUCUGUUGGUUUUAUGCACAGCUCUCUUCUACCAGAAAUGAAGGUCCUGCACUGUGCUUUUCUGACCCAUCUCAUUCAUCAGUUUGCUAUGGUGUUGCCCACUGCUACCAGGGAUUCAGUAGAUCUGCCACUUCAGCAGCUGUCUGUGAUUAAUGUUCCUUGGCAUGAAGAAAUUCUGGCUCCUUGCAAAACUGUUGACCCUUUGGAAGUACCAUCAGAAAACAAACUGCUGAAGGAUGAGCUGAGCUUGUCUUGGAAAACACUGGAGAAAGUUGCCCAAUGUAUAGUAUUGUUAGCAAAAAAUGACUGUCCUGUCAUCGUGAAAGAACAUCAGCUACAAAGAUGCCUGAGUUUGCUAAAAAUUGUUUCUCUUCUGAAAUUAGACAGUUUUCUUCCCUCUGACUGUACUCGGUGUUUUCUGGUGCUGCUGUCCCUGCUAGUUAAUACCAGGGCUAGUGUCUCUUGCAGCAAGUUGUUGUUGCUGGAGGUUUUAAGGACUUGCCUCCACCUCCUGAGAUGCCUGCAAGCUGGCAGGAAUGUCAGCUCUGUUUUUAAGGUGUUACGUGCCAGUGAUGUUCUUGAGGCUGUCAUGACUUCCCAACUUACAACUUGCAAAUUCUUCACUGAUGUCUUUACUGUUCCUGUUUGGGCACAAUAUGUCCAGGAAGUCCAAGAGUUUUUGGAAAACUUUCUUCAGAUGAUUAUUGAGAGAAGACAAAGUGUGAAGCUCAACUUGGAAAAGUUCAUGUCUUUCCUGGUGAGCAGCAGGCCAGACACAGGUGCAGUGAAAAGCAAAGACUGGAAAAACUGGAAUCCUGCAGCUGAGCACUUACUGCUUGCAGCAUUCACCACACUCUGUCAUGUCAUCACACUGCACCUCCAGCAGCUGCCAGAAAAGAGGCUGCAUUCUGCGGAUGUGUUCUCUGCUCUGUUGGAACCAGUAGUUCUGCAGAUGGUCAGAACUGUUGAACAUGGUCUUCAGAGUAACACCCCAAACCAGCUUUUGCCUUUAGCAUUCAUACCAUCUGUCACUACUCUCCUCAAAGCAGAUCUGAGCCAUCCUGUCAAGGACUGGCAGAAGGAGCCCAGUGGGUUUUUGGAGCAGCCCCGUUUUAAACUGUACCAAGAGUUUUACUCUCAGAUAUUGAAAGAGCUGCCCUGUGCAGGGAAUAAUCUGCAGUUCCUUCAGUUUGCUUUGCAGUUCCUGACGGUCUUCUGCUCCAUACCAGAGCUGUAUCCUGGACAAGAAACUGCAGUCAUGGUUGUUUUUGCUAUAAAAAAGCUUCUGUCUGGUCCUGCAAUUACAACCCAGGUGAUCCGAAGUGUGGAGAUGGAGCUUACAGAGGUGCUUGCCAAGGUGCUGGGAAACUGCUCUGCUGAGGAGUUUUAUGCCAUAAUGAGACUGGUGCUGCAGGGACUGGAAGUGAAGAAUGUUUGGCAGCAGAAGGCUAAAGAGGUAUUGUCAGCUGUUACGCUAACCAAAUUGUUGCUCAGCUGCCCAUUAAGUGGAGACAAAGAGAAAGCUUUCUGGUUUGCCAGCCCGCAGAUAAUCACAGCUUUAGCUCUGCAAACCAAAGAGGCCUGUCAGGACCAGUCACUGAUUUCCAUCAUAGUUAUACCUAUUCUAGAGACUGUAGCAGCUCUGCUAAGGCAGGGAGAAGGGAUUCUUGUGAAUCCACAUCACGUUUCGUUGGCAUUCAGCAUUCUUCUGGCAGUCCCUCUGGAUCAUCUGAAGACAGAAGAGUAUCGUGGUGUCUUCCUGGGGGUCCAUGAAGUGCUCUUCUCUGUUGUACAGUGUCAUCCAAAGGUGCUGUUGAAAGCAACACCGUCUUUUCUGUGCAGUUUCCAUCGUCUGGUUGUUUCUGUCAUGCAUGAAGGACGUCAGAAAGGAGACAAAGGCAACAUGGAUGAGUUUGAAAUGAUACUGAAAUGUGCACACUUGGUGGAACGGAUGUAUACUCAUAUUGCUGCAGAAAUGGAGAACUUCACUGUGUUUUCUGCUUUCAUGGUGGCUCAGUAUGUGACUGAAUUGCAGAAGGUGACUCUGCACCCAGCUGUGAAGGCACAUCUCACAGAAGGAAUAUAUCACAUCCUUGACCUUUGCAUUGAACGGGACAUCAAGUUCUUAAAUGCAUCGCUCCCAGCAGGUGUGAGGGAGGUCUUUAAGGAUCUGUAUAAUGAUUACAACCACUACCACAAAGCAAAGAAACAGGGGGAGGAAAAGUACACUGCAUGAUGAAUCCUGCCUGGCGCUGUGUGAUCAGUUAUGAAUUGAUCUUGCAGCACUCAGAUGAUGCUCAGUGGCUGUUUGGUUUGGGAUGACGAGUAAGAUUGAACCUGAGGAAGAUCCUAAACAUGGAUUGUGUUUAUCCCUGUACAGCCAGCCUUCAUAAUGGGGAAAAAGGGAACUGGGGAGGGAGGAUGUGCUAUGCUGUUGUUUCUGGUCCUGCAUUGUGCCACGAAUGGCAGAACUGCUGUGCUUCUCAUGGCCCCUGGUGAACUCUCUGGGAGCCUUGGGUCGCUCACUGCAAUUUGACAGCAGAUGUCAGGCUUCAGGCUUUGGCACAUCAUGGUGCUUUCCUGUGGAAGCAAUAGUCUGGUCUAAAAGCCAGUGAGAGAUAUAACCCCUGCUUUUGCUUACAUGGUAAGCAGAAUUAAAGCAGUUAAAGGGCUUUUUCUGGUACCCUGUUAUUUUACAUUUUGUAACUGAAGAAAUUUGUCAAUAUUAAACAGCUGUACAGUUGGUUACUGUGCAAACCUGCAGAAGUAACAGUAAAAAAUUUGAAAAAUUUUA
This is a messenger RNA of Catharus ustulatus (Swainson's thrush), 5294 nucleotides long. RefSeq names its product URB2 ribosome biogenesis homolog (gene URB2). Lineage: Eukaryota; Metazoa; Chordata; Aves; Passeriformes; Turdidae. The record is from RefSeq and is a predicted model, not a curated record. The coding region runs from base 120 to 4736 and encodes 1538 amino acids. Gene Ontology annotation, biological process: ribosome biogenesis. The transcript has 10 exons. Gene Ontology annotation, cellular component: nucleolus.